Molecule: messenger RNA, 2271 nt
Organism: Callorhinchus milii (elephant shark)
Lineage: Eukaryota; Metazoa; Chordata; Chondrichthyes; Chimaeriformes; Callorhinchidae
Gene: abhd18
Product: abhydrolase domain containing 18
Exons: 13
Coding region: 98-1489 (463 amino acids)
Source: RefSeq, a predicted model, not a curated record
GGGGUGUUUCAGUGACGCAAUGGUGUGGGCGGAGCAGUUGAAGUCUCGCGUUGUUUGGCGGUGACGGGAUAUCAUGUUAGCAUAACUACUACUACGGAUGGGUGUGAGUAAGCUCGAUGUUCUCUACAGGCGACUCCUCCUCACAAAGCUCUUCAUUCAGGGAUGGGGAAAACCAGAUGACUUGAGAAGAAUAUUUGAAUUUAGGAAAACGAUAGGAAACCGGGAAAGCUGUCAACGUAUGGUUCCAAAAGACUACCCUAUAUUAAUCGACAAGGUGGAGGAACAAGCAGACUGUAAGAUCAUGAAUGGACACUUCAUAUCACCAAUGGAUCAUUACUUGCCAGGCAUCAUGCCAUCUGAAACUGUCACAGCUAGGUUUCAGUUUAUAAUUCCCAAAGAAUGGAAGAGCAAAUACAGACCUGUAUGUGUUCAUCUGGCUGGAACUGGAGACCAUUUUUACUGGCGAAGGCGCACAUUGAUGGCCCGUCCAAUGAUAAAAGAAGCCGGCAUUGGAUCCCUUCUGCUGGAAAAUCCUUACUAUGGCUGCAGGAAACCUAAAGAUCAAAAGAGAUCAAGUUUAAGGAAUGUGUCUGAUCUUUUUGUGAUGGGAGGAGCUCUGGUCUUAGAGUCCGCUGCUCUUCUACAUUGGCUGGAGAACGAGGGUUAUGGUCCUCUAGCAAUGACUGGAAUAUCCAUGGGAGGCCACAUGGCAUCAUUAGCUGUAACUAACUGGUCCAAGCCUAUACCAUUGGUUCCUUGUCUGUCCUGGUCCACAGCCUCAGGAGUUUUCACUACAGGUGUUUUAAGCAGAGCUGUGAACUGGAGGGAACUGGAAAAACAGUAUGCCACAGAAGCGGUUUAUGAAGAAGAAAUCGUCAGAAUGCUGGAAUAUUGUGGGACUGAUUCCUUUAACAUGGGGCAAGAAUUUGUGAAGAAUUCCCCAUCCAGUUUGGACAACCUGCAACACAUUGACCUUGAUGCUGACAUACAGGAUUUAAAUGUCAAAAGGCCAGGCAUAAGGACUGGAGCAGUUACUCAGCUUCACAGGGAGAAGGCCACCAUUGGUGCCUCUGCAGCAGAAGUACUGUUUCAAGAUGCUUCAAAGACCAACUGCUCCAGUUACGGAAUUAAUUCAGUGAUCACCAACAAGUAUUUACUCUACGAGAACAAUGAGCUACUAAAGAGGGGGAAGAGGAGGACCUCUCUAGAACGAGAAUCUAUGCUUUUCAUGAAAGGGGUCAUGGAUGAAUGUACCCAUGUGGGAAAUUUCUCAGUGCCAGUAGACCCAAGCCUAAUUAUAGUGGUGCAAGCUAAAGAAGACGCCUACAUCCCCAGAGUAGGAGUCCGCAGCCUGAACGAAAUCUGGCCUGGCUGCGAAAUUCGAUACUUGGAAGGGGGUCACAUUAGUGCCUACCUUUUCAAACAAGGACUAUUCAGGCAAGCUAUUUAUGAUGCAUUUGACCGCUUUCUUCAGAAGUAUACCAUCUAAUAUUGAGCCAUGGAUGCCAAGCUGUUGCCAGUCUCACAUCUUCAGGACGUUACAGGUUUCAUUUACUGCACUGCAACGACUCCAAAUUACUACUACAAGAAAAUUAAUUGUGCGGACAAUCUUAUAUUCAAGGGGUGAUUGUCAAUCAUUAAGUGUUGGUUUGGAGCCUCAGUAUUAUUGUAACACUGAAACAUGCUUUGUGUACCAUAUCUCAAGACAAAAUCUUCUUGCCCUGAGAUUUCAGUAUGUGUUGACACUGGCAAUUGCUGUUAUGUUUUCCAUAUCAAGGCUUAUUUAAUAAUAUUCACAACUAUAUUGACAGUUGCACAUCGAUCAAACAUUCCUAAUUACAUUUAAACAAAGUUCAUUACUUUUUCCCAUCAUCAUGACGGACUUCAUCCAAAACAACUAAGAUGCGCGAUUCGAUUAAAAUGAUUUGUGUCCUGAGUGGAACCAUUAUCCGCCAUUUCAAAAUCCAUCAGCUCAUCACCAUAUUUAAUUUGUCUUCUUCCUAACAAACUAUACUAUAAACCAGUUCACAUUCCCAUUAAUUAGCAUACUGUUUCUGAUUCUUUCUGACUGAUUUGAUCUGGAAUUAGUUUGUAGUUAUUCUCUCUCCUGUCACUCAUUACUCUCUCUCUACUCUCCAUCAUUACUUGUUCUUUUCUCAUGUUUAAUUUCUCUGCUCUGCAUAUAUUUCCUUGCUCGGCAUAUCAGGGUGAUGCAAAAUGUGAAUUUUAUUGUACCUUUUUUACCAAAUUUAUUAUAACAUCUUGAUUGUC